AUGGCCAUGUCCGAUACGACCCCACUUCUCAUUCCCUCACAGACGUCCUCUUCUGUCACCGUGACAAGUCGCUCGAGUGCAGACCUAUAUCGUCGUCUCCAAGCCUGUCUCGUUCCCGCAGACUCCCCACGUUCAAAGUUCUCAAACUGGUCAAGAACGUUCGAGUGUACACCACUAGCAGUAUUCGAACCUUCUGACGUCGACCAGUGUCGAUUAAUUUUCCAGUUGGCUCAUCUAGAAGGCCGUAAUGUUCGCAUUGUCGGCGAAGGGCUAUCGCCCAGCGAUUUGGCAUGUACCUCCGACUUUAUGCUUCGAACCAGUAGAUUAAACAAGUUGAGAGUGGUCGACACAGAGAAGCAGUUCGUGGUGUGCGAUGGUGGAAUCAAAUUGGAGGAUCUAGAACGUCA
Messenger RNA from Acaulospora colombiana, 407 nucleotides. The record is from the annotation of a GenBank genome assembly. Lineage: Eukaryota; Fungi; Glomeromycota; Glomeromycetes; Diversisporales; Acaulosporaceae.